This is a messenger RNA of Leguminivora glycinivorella, 1302 nucleotides long. Its product is annotated as transmembrane protein 138-like. The coding region runs from base 69 to 560 and encodes 163 amino acids. Gene Ontology annotation, cellular component: cilium. The record is from RefSeq and is a predicted model, not a curated record. NCBI's taxonomy places the organism in Eukaryota, Metazoa, Arthropoda, Insecta, Lepidoptera, Tortricidae. The transcript has 4 exons.
UGAUAUGUGCGGUUGAUUUGAUCGCCUCUCAGUGUUAAUAUUUUAGAUUCUGAUUAAACAAUGCUAAGAUGAAGAUAUCUACCCCGAGAUAUACAGUUUGCCUUUUCUUUCAAUUAACGUUUUUACUCUGUGACUUAAUUUUUAACUGCGCCAGCCUUUUCCCUAGAAGUCGCGAUGGCCUCCUCGUAUUAUUUAUUUUCCAGGACCUGUUCCUCGUGCUGUCCAUCACCUUGCUGCUGAUGACAUUCUUUUCCACCUAUUUAUUUCAGGCGGGUCUAGUGGAAGUGCUGGCGCGUCGUUUCCGCGCCGCCGGGUGCGCGUGCGCGAUAUACGCGGGUGCGUGCGCCGCGCUGCACGCGGCGUGUCUGCUGCACGCCUCCUCCGCGCCCGGCCCGAGCUCCUCACCAACACUGAUGCUGCUGUUCACGCUGCAGCGGUGUCUGUCUCCAUGGUACUACUUCCUGUACAAGCGCGCAGCGCUGCGCGUGAGCGACCCGCGGCUGUACGAGGACGUGGACUGGCUGCCGCGCCCGCGCCCGCCGGCGCGCGACCCGCCCUAAACUAACACCUACUAAUGACCGUUGUAGGCUAAUCCUUCUUGAACAGUUUAAAGAGUAUUGUUGUGUGUGUUAGGGUUUCCCCAAACCUAGCCGACCAAAUAUCGUUCGUUAGUAUGAAAACGCUAACGCGUCGUCGCUAAACAUAGCCGUACUCAUGUUCAUACUAGCGAGCGAUUUUUUGGCGAAAGCCGAUUCAGUGUCGAUAUGUUUGUGGAGACCCUUAUAUCGGCACAAUUACAUGCUUUCUGCAUUUACUUGGUCUACUUACUCUGUAUAUUCUUUGAAAUAGUUUAAACAUGUUAAAGGCAAUGUUUAAGCUGUGUCAUUAUUUUGUUUUUAUUUGCAAGUCUUAGCACAAUAUUUAGAAGCAGAAUUUAUAACUGCUCUAAGAUAUUAUAUGCACAAAUGUUGUGAAUAAUGUUUGUUCUUAUUUUAAUACUUAGACAGCGUAAUUUAGAAAAAAAUUUUGAUAAUGAUAAUACUUAUGAUAUGCAAAAUAUGAUUUGCAUCAAAAAUUUUACAUUGAAAAUAACUGACUUCACUUAUCCAUGUCAUUCAGAAAUAAUACGCCAGAAAGAAAGGUGCGCCCUUCUUAAAUAAUUAUAGUCAAGGAAUUGAUAUCAUAUCUGUAACUAUAACGUAAUGUAUAAAAUUGUAGUUAGGCUGUUAACUGUUUUCUACGCAGAUUCUAUUUGAUGUGGACGAAUUUCAUAUGGUGUUAAUAAAGCAAGGCAUUCAUCUA